Dentiscutata erythropus is the source of this 2145-nucleotide messenger RNA. The record is from the annotation of a GenBank genome assembly. Lineage: Eukaryota; Fungi; Glomeromycota; Glomeromycetes; Diversisporales; Gigasporaceae.
AUGUUAAUAAACGGUCCAGAAUCUGCACAGAAUGGGUUAAAUCCUAACGAAACUCAAUUUCCCUUAAUUUUUGAUCCAACAAGAAAAGUGUUAAUACCACAAUAUGUUCACCCAGAAAAAUAUUUACCCCCUAUUGUAAACUCGACAGAAAGAAAUCGGAGUUUUUCAGUUCUUUCAGACGAAGACACGGCUGAUGAACAAAAUGCGCCAUCACCUACUGAAACUAGUCGCCUUUCAGUUUUUUCUGACAAAGAUGAACAAGGAGAGUCUUCAACUACACAGCCUAAUAAAAUAUGGACUGAUAAGGAGAUCAUGAUUUUACUCGAUUAUGUUGAAGCCAACUAUGAACAAUGGAAAGUUUGCAAAAGCGAAUUUUACAGAUUCAUUGAAAAAGCAAAUGUUUUUGAAAAAAAAUUCACAAGAAAACAAAUAGGAAAAAAAAUAAAUACACUUGUAGCUAUUUAUUCAAAACUUAGAAAAUGUAAAGAAAUUGGUAUCAAAUACGUAGGGCCAAACAGGCUUUGUUCAUAUGACAGGAUGCAUGAAAUAUUUGGUCAUCGACCAAUAGAAGAGUAUAUUAGAUUAAGGAAUACCUCUGAACCUAAGAAGCGUACUUUUCAAAAUAUUGAUUCUAUAGAUGAUGAUGAACAAACAAACUCCUCAAAAGUGAAAGCUAAGCGAGCAAAAUAUUCUCGUGAGAGAAAUACAUCAGAUGAUGAUCGUGUAAGUGAUUCCGAAUUUGAAACUCCAAUCCUGCGAUCUAAGUCUAAAAAACAAUCUGAUUUAUGUUUUAAACUAACGAGAACUCAAGAUGGUAUUCCAACUUAUUCAUUUGGUCCAAGAGUCCAGCAAUAUUGGUCAUGUGAUAUGAUACACUUGUUAAUGGAUUGUAUCGAGGAAAAUAUAGAUGUAUUUUGGAAAAAUCCUACAAUGUUUUGGGAUUGGUUGGCUACAAACGUGUUCACAAACCGAUCUCCACCUGCUAUUGCUCAGAAAUUUUAUGAGUUAAGACCAGACAAGCAUUCCAAAGGAUUAAGAGCGCUCAAAAAGCUCAAAAACAAAUCGGAAAAUACAAAAUUGAUUGAAAAAAUCGAUCGAUGUUUUCAGCGUUUGUAUGAAAAGAAGACUUGGUCCCGAGAUCGUGAUGCGAAUGUGGUAUUCAAAUACCCACCUGGAUACAACCCAGAACAAAUAUUCUCGGAAAAUGAUAUAAUUAGACCUCUACCUACUGCUUCGCUCAAAAUUAAUGAACCUGAUUUAAAUUUUGCAAAACAUUUGCUUAAAUAUUCUGUUGAUAAUGAUUGUGCGCUGAGUAAAUGUUUGGGUACCAAUGAAAAAAUACGAUGGCCCGAGUUGAUUGAAGAUAUAGCACCGGAACCACAAAAAUGUGAACCAGUUGACUGGGUAGAUCGAGAAGCAAAUGUUGAUCCAGAAUUAACUAGAAUAUUGUUUAAAGGGCAUAAAACGAUGACAACGAUUUCAGCAAUGGCGAAUGCAUCCGUUACGUUAUUUCCUGAUGAUUCAAAACGUGAAUUCAAACUGUUUAAUAAAGACUUAAAUAAUAAAAAUAGUUUGAUGGCUCAGGAAGUAGGGUUCAUUACAGAUAUAGUGAACAGUUUUAAUGAGCAAAAGGAACCUUCGAUACCAGAACAAAUUAAAGUUGAUGAUUAUACAUCCAACAUACUAAAGUGUUGUACCACUUUUGCGGCUGAAGACACAUUAAAAAAAAUUCUAGAUGCCGUUGGUUCCUUACAUUGGACUGUCAUACAAGAAAAUAAGUGUAGACAGGAAAUGUCAACAUCUGAUUCAGAACAACAUUUAUUUGAUCCAUCGGAAUAUCUUGAGGUUACAACUGAUCGCAUAAAUUCAGAAGAUUAUGACUUCACGACUGAGCAUAUAAAUUCAGAAGAUUAUAAUGAACCUACAAUUAAAUGGGAUACAAUUUUACGUGCUGCGAAAAUUGCAGGAUUGCCACAAAGCGUAAUAAAAAAUACAUAUUAUCGUAUCUCGGAAUUUUUUGACAAAGAUAAGCAAUUUGAGGAUUCAAUAAAGGAGAUGGGAAUAGGUGAACUUGAAGGUCUAAAUAACAUACCUUAUUUGGAUAGACAUACACAAUUGCGCAUCUGGGAUACCGAAGUGGAAUAA